Ochotona curzoniae (black-lipped pika) is the source of this 506-nucleotide messenger RNA. RefSeq names its product peptidylprolyl cis/trans isomerase, NIMA-interacting 4 (gene PIN4). Bases 73 to 468 code for a protein of 131 amino acids. Gene Ontology annotation, molecular function: peptidyl-prolyl cis-trans isomerase activity; DNA binding. The transcript has 4 exons. The record is from RefSeq and is a predicted model, not a curated record. Lineage: Eukaryota; Metazoa; Chordata; Mammalia; Lagomorpha; Ochotonidae. Gene Ontology annotation, biological process: rRNA processing.
CGGCAUGUCCGUGGGGGCCUGACGGGGCUUUGUGCGACUACCGGUAGUUGAGCGUACAAGCAAGUGUCCAAGAUGCCGCCCAAAGGAAAAAGUGGUUCCGGAAAAGGGAGCAAAGGAGGAGCAGCUUCGGGGAGUGACAAUGCAGACAAGAAGGCUCAAGGUCCCAAAGGUGGUGGCAAUGCGGUGAAGGUCAGACACAUUCUGUGUGAAAAGCAUGGCAAGAUUAUGGAAGCCAUGGAAAAGCUGAAGUCUGGAAUGAAAUUCAGUGAAGUGGCUGCACAAUAUAGCGAAGAUAAAGCCAGGCAAGGGGGUGACUUGGGUUGGAUGACCAGAGGGUCCAUGGUGGGACCAUUUCAAGAAGCAGCAUUUGCCUUGCCUGUAAGUGGAAUGGAUAAACCUGUGUUCACAGACCCACCAGUGAAGACAAAAUUUGGCUAUCAUAUUAUUAUGGUUGAAGGGAGAAAAUAAAAUCACAUAAAUAAAUUUGAGAUGUUUUGUUUCUUUGA